AUGCUGUUCCCUGUUAAGAUAAAGAAAAACAACUCAGAACUAAUUGGAAGAGGUUGCAAAGUUAAGCCUAAACCUGAAGAAAAGCUUGUUAAAGCAAACUACGCUGUUGAUUUAUCAGAUGUUUCAACUAAAGAUUGUGAAUUUGCCUCGAUCCAAGGAAGAAGGAAAUACCAGGAGGAUCGAGUAACAUGCAACCUUGAUCUUAGUAUUCCUUUCUUUAGACCCAAUGAUGGCGGCCUAGAUGUGGUAAGCGUUGGCGCUGUUGCAGUAUUUGAUGGUCAUAUUGGAUCGGCUGCUAGUGACAUGGCGUCAAAGCUCUUUUUGGAAAAGUUUAUCCUUAAGAGUUACGCUGAACAAUCUUCUAACUAUAUGGAAUUCCUAAACUCAUCAUUAGUUGAAACCAUUGAGGAAAUUGAUGCAGAAUUCUCUAAGGUAGCUCUUGAACAUGAACUUUAUUCGGGAUCUACUGCAGUUGUUGCUGUUAUAUAUAACAAUAGUCAUGUUUUAGUAGCAAAUGUUGGCGAUUCGAAGGCGUUUAUUUGCUCUGGUUCUUCGGUGAAGGAGUUGACGAGAGAUCAUAAUGCAUAUAGGUUGGAGGAGAGGGCUAGGGUUGAAACUUCUGGAGGAGUAUUUACUCAUAGUUAUAAUAAUAAGGUUCCUGAUCUCCUAAUGGGACACUUUCCCAUGACUCGAGCUAUAGGCGAUGUUUUUUUGAAAAAAUAUGGCAUUAUUGCUACUCCAGAGGUGACUGAUUGGCUACAUUUAACUUCAGAGGAUGAGUUUUUGGUGGUGGCUUCUGAUGGAAUAUUUGAAAGCUUAAGUCCCCAAAAAGUUUGUGACUUUACAAAUGAGGCAGAGGACAAUUCUGAUACAGCAUUAUUGGCUAAACAACUUGUUCAGAAAGCAUUUUUAGAAGGCAGCAGUGAUAAUUUAUCUUUUGUUUUGGUUCAAUUGGGAGUAGAGAGGGUUUCUCCUGUAAUUGAUUAUUUUUGA
Nicotiana attenuata is the source of this 993-nucleotide messenger RNA. RefSeq names its product putative protein phosphatase 2C 76. Gene Ontology annotation, biological process: protein dephosphorylation. Gene Ontology annotation, molecular function: protein serine/threonine phosphatase activity. Gene Ontology annotation, cellular component: nucleus; cytosol. The transcript is spliced from 2 exons. NCBI's taxonomy places the organism in Eukaryota, Viridiplantae, Streptophyta, Magnoliopsida, Solanales, Solanaceae. The coding region runs from base 1 to 993 and encodes 330 amino acids. The record is from RefSeq and is a predicted model, not a curated record.